This is a messenger RNA of Pisolithus orientalis, 1054 nucleotides long. RefSeq lists its product as uncharacterized. Bases 306 to 839 code for a protein of 177 amino acids. The record is from RefSeq and is a predicted model, not a curated record. The transcript is spliced from 4 exons. NCBI's taxonomy places the organism in Eukaryota, Fungi, Basidiomycota, Agaricomycetes, Boletales, Pisolithaceae.
GUGGCCACUCCAACCAUCACCGCUAAUUUGCUUCAAAAUGGGUACCUGGACCACCAAUGGUUUGUGCCUUGUCUCCUGCGGGCGAGCUCGGCGGACCGAGAGAGUCGACACUUGACCCUUCUGCGCAUCUCACUUUUUCAAUCUGGCCUGACUUAACGGAGGAUGAGAGUCGUACACUCUCCCAGUCUCCUUGUUUUUCUCGAGAAUUCAUUGGGAGUACAUCAAGUCAUACCUCAUCGGAGACCUUCAGUCCAUAACAAUUCACUGCCGUGGUUACCGGCGAAACAUGGCUCCUACCUGCGAGCAUGAAGGCACCUAUGCUGUCCUUACAAUUUCUAUGUUGGCGCUGGUUAGGACGCGAUCGCUUUGCGCUGAUGGGAAUGUACAGCUGGAAGUGGGAGUUUCGCGUGGCUCGCUCCUUCGGAAGAUGCAUACUCAGGUCGGAUGUUAACUUGGAUUGCCUACUGCAUACCAUCCCUGCGGCCCUGGUUUGGCGGAUAUCACAACGUUCGCCUACUUUGAAAUUGUUCAGUUCCGGGCUCCACGAUGCCCCGGGUGCUUUGCACAUCUCGUUCACCGACGAAUGCCCGGUUGAACUGAAUCUUGUUUAUAAUUGCGUCCCUGAUUUCUACGAAUAUGCAGAACCACGCCCUGAUGUUACGCCGCUCGACACUGAUCCUCAUGUAGUCUCCACAUCGGAGAAGUUAAAGGAAAGUCAGGGCUGGAAUACAAUCUUGGCACAGCGUGUAGGGCACGAGGCUGGAGUGCCAGUUCCAUACCUCAGUCAUAUUGCCCUGACUGCAAUCAGCACGACUUGCUGGUAUUAUACUCUGAACUAAACCGCGAGCCCCGGAGGCAUGUACAUAGACGUCAGGAUUACUUCUUGGCAGUGGUGAGCUGCGGGAGGGCGUUUUAAGUCAUUGCAUAGCCGGCUUUGCGCAGAGAGGCUGUGGCCACGGCGCAGUUGACACCACUCCGACCAUGGAGGCUUCCUUAUGCAUGAACACAAUUUCUUAUACAAGCACCGUCCGACAAGCAGUUUGAAAGAUUGCCG